ACGUAUCUCGCCUCGGCCUCUAGAGAUAUCCGGAUGGAAAUAGAAACAUGUUGCAUUCGGAAAAAACUAUAUGCACACGAUACAAUCAUGAAACAUAGGUAUUCGGUACCUGUAAUAGGGCGAUAAUGAAGCGAUGAUUAGUAUACGAGAUCGAGCUUCAUCGUAUUGUUAGCUUUUACCCUCUAUACCUACACCUAGGUAUAGUCGAACUGAAUAAGAUAAAAAUCAUCAGUUUUAACUUUUAUUUGAUAGGUAGAGGUACUCGAAAUCGGACGUCUUUAAAGUUGCAGUGAUAACGGAUACUUAUUUGAAGUACAUUCUCGUGUACGACUAUAAAUUGAUACAAAUUUUAAAGUUAUUUCGUUAAUUAACGUAGUUGUUUCGCGGUUGUCGCGCUAAACGUCGGUUUUUUAAGUGAAUUUUUUCGCAAUAUUUUAUUUUUUUAAAUUUGUAAAGUUUUGAAAAAAAUGUGGUAAAAGUGCCGGAUUCGCGUAUUUAUUCGUUUCUCGGUUCCUGUCUGUGAUACGUCGAGUUGCUGCGUUUCGGAGGAUAUUCUGAUUUGAACCCUUUGCUCGCAGGACAUGUGAACAUCAACAAUGCACGUAGAACAUACUACCUCAGUCGCAGCCCCAGCUGCUGGCGACAACAACAACACCAGUCUCUUCGGCAACAUAGUGAUCGCAAAACUCUCAGCUAUCUUGGUGCUAGCCAUAGCCUCAACGGUAGCCGGCUUCUUACCAGUCAAGCUAAACGAUGUAUUUCGUAAAAAAGGCGACAAACCGUCGACGUUCGACAAAGUAAUGUCGUUCUUUUUGAAUUUCGGCGGAGGAGUCCUCAUCUGCACCGUUUUCCUGCACCUCUUACCGGAAAUCCGCAACAAUGUGAAUACCCUCGAGCAUAAGAACAUCAUACACGAGUAUGUGCUCUCGUAUCCCGAGCUCAUCAUGUGUAUCGGGUUCUUCAUGAUGUUCUUUGUCGAAGAAACCGUGCACAGUUUCCUAACGAGGACCGAGAAACCAGCACCGAGCUCAGGAGGCAUACAAAACGACGCUUUCACCGGUAUCACCACCAUUAAGACGAUCGAUGGGGUGAAGAAAUGCGAUAUACCUCUGCACGUAUCGAACGGUAACGAUUGUCCGAACUCGAAGAACUACAAUUCGUGCGAAAACGUGCAUUGUCAGCACGUCGAAGCUGAUAGCCAUUCUCACGAUCAUCAUCAUCUGGACGGAUCUCAUUCUCAUAUACCUGAUCUGAGCCGGCCAUCUGUCAACAGCUUCCUAACCGUGUUGGCUCUCAGCGUUCACGAGAUUUUCGAAGGCUUAGCUGUCGGUCUCGAGAAGGAUACUGAUAUGGUAUGGUACAUGCUGGCGGCUGUCUCGUGCCAUAAAGUAGUCCUAGCUGCGUUCAUAGGCGUACAACUGAUCUCAGCCGAGGUGAAAAAGGUGCUCGCGUACGGGUACAUUAUAUCGUUCGCUCUGACCUCGCCCCUAGGUAUAUUCAUAGGGCUGCUGAUGACGGAAAAUGCCCAUUAUAGCGAUACCCUGAGUAUUAUUUCGGUGGUGCUGCAAGCCAUAGCUACGGGCACCCUGCUCUAUAUAGUUUUCUUCGAAGUAUUCCGUAAACAGUUCGGUGACUACAAGGCUAGCGGACUGAUGAGACUGAUCGCCUCCGUGUGCGGAUUUAUAUUCAUGAUUUGUAUACAGAUUCUUCUCAAAGAUGGAGAUGGAGAUUAGCGUAGUGCAAAAUAACCGAAGAUACGCGAUUGAUUGAUUUUUUUGUUCCACCUCGAGUAUUCGUGUAUUCGCCUGAUGUCUGCGACUCUAACGUAAUGUGUACAGUUUGUUAUUUAAAUUAUCUAGGUACGAGAAUGCGACACAUUUUGACCAAUUUGCUACCAUAAUCAGUGUGAAAUGUGAGAUGAGAUUGAGGAGGUGCAGAGAACUGAGAGAAGUCUCCUUAACUAGAUGCUAAUCGAGAUAUUCAAAAUUCAACGAGUGUAAAUGAGAAAGUAUUCGAAUCGUUAAUGACAGACGUAUGUACGAUUUAUGACGACUAUUUAUUUAUUUUUUUUGCUGAUGAUUUUUGAGAUGAUGAUGAUGGUGGGAUGGUGCGGGGGGAGGGUUGGGCUAUUUAGGGCUAUUUAUUAUUUUAAGUGUAUUGUGUAUAGGUUAUCGUAUCGCAUUUUCGAUUUCAGCACGAUUUUUUUUAUACUGUGUUCUAGUCACGAGAUUUUGUAAAUAUUAUUAUGGUUUUUUUGUGUCAUUUUUUAAAAAAAAAAACAAAAUAUUAAAUGAAUUGUAAAAUGGAUUAAAAUUUUUAUAGGUAUAUUGUAAAUUUACAUACGUGAGUAUAUAUGCCAGGUUUUAGCUGGUGUAGUGAUGAAGUGAUCGUAUUAAAAUGUUAAUAAAUUAUAAAUAAUUGUUUGUAACGAAUUAUUAUAAUAUGAAAAAUUUGUUUUUUA
Molecule: messenger RNA, 2461 nt
Organism: Planococcus citri (citrus mealybug)
Lineage: Eukaryota; Metazoa; Arthropoda; Insecta; Hemiptera; Pseudococcidae
Product: zinc transporter ZIP3-like
Exons: 2
Coding region: 597-1733 (378 amino acids)
Biological process (GO): zinc ion transmembrane transport
Cellular component (GO): plasma membrane
Molecular function (GO): zinc ion transmembrane transporter activity
Source: RefSeq, a predicted model, not a curated record